AGGUGGAUGCUGUUCUUGUGCUCUUCUGUGUUUGGCUCGCGGGUGCAGCUGGGAAGAUGGCCCUGUCGAGGGGUCACAAGCUGGAGACAUACAAACAGAGCAGGUCGCGAAGAGAGACCAGAAUGGAAGGAGGUGUAGGCCACAAAUCCGGAGGCCCAAUUUACAAACGAAGUCCAGACAUGACAAAAUCUCCCAUGACAAAAUCUGAGCAGCUCCUGAGAAUAGACGACCAUGAUUUCACCAUGAGGCCAGCGUUUGGAGGUCCUCCAAUACCUGUUGGAGUAGAUGUUCAGGUUGAAAGUCUGGACACCAUCUCCGAGGUGGACAUGGACUUUACCAUGACACUGUACCUGCGUCACUACUGGAAGGACGAGCGGCUGUCUUUCCCAAGCACUAACAACCAGAGCAUGACCUUUGACAGUCGCCUGGUGAAGAAGAUUUGGGUUCCUGACAUGUUCUUUGUCCACUCCAAGCGCUCUUUUAUCCACGACACCACGACUGAUAACGUCAUGCUGAGGGUUUACCCUGACGGCAACGUCCUCUACAGUCUCAGAGUCACUGUCACUGCCAUGUGCAACAUGGACCUCAGCCGCUUCCCUCUGGACACCCAAACCUGCUCACUGGAGAUUGAGAGCUAUGCGUACACUGAUGACGACCUGAUGUUGUACUGGAAGAAAGGCAACGAAUCUCUGAACACAGACGACAGAAUAUCUCUGUCCCAGUUCCUCAUCCAGAAAUUUCACACCACCACCAAGCUGGCUUUCUACAGCAGCACAGGCUGGUACAAUCGUUUGUACAUCCACUUCACCCUGCGGCGCCACAUUUUCUUCUUCCUGCUGCAGACCUACUUCCCUGCUACUCUGAUGGUCAUGCUGUCUUGGGUGUCCUUCUGGAUUGACCGCAGGGCCGUCCCCGCCAGGGUGCCACUAGGCAUCACCACAGUGCUGACCAUGUCCACCAUCAUCACCGGGGUCAACGCCUCCAUGCCACGGGUCUCCUACAUCAAGGCAGUGGACAUUUACCUCUGGGUCAGUUUUGUCUUUGUCUUCCUGUCGGUGAUAGAGUAUGCGGCGGUCAACUACCUCUCCACCGUACAGGAGAGGAAAGAGAGGAAACUGAGGGAGAGAUUGCCUUGUACAUGUGGCAUUGGCAACCCUGAUGAGAUGAUGAUCGAUCCCCAGAUCACUGGCUACGGGUCUAUGGACAUGAACACGACAGGUAAUUAUGGAAUGCCAGAGAAUGGCGGCCGCCAGGAGCGAAUGUUGGCCCAAGUGGCACUGAAUGACCCGCAGAUCGCAGGCCAGGUGAAACAAUCCAGAAGCUACGUGAACAUUUGGAUAGACACCCAUGCCAUAGACAAGUACUCGAGGGUUGUGUUUCCCGGAGCGUACAUCCUCUUUAACAUCAUCUACUGGUCCAUCUACUCAUAACGCGGAACGCAGAAGUAGAUCCUCUGUGAGAGUCGUCCAUGAUGAGACUCAAGGAGCUUGGCUCGUUUGUGAAAGAGCAGGAAAAUAACAUUGUAUUUAAUGCUUUUCAGACAGAGAAACUGCUCAUAAGAUGCUCGGGGACCACUGCGAGUAGACAAACAGGCCAGUCGUUGUUGGUUUUGUGACUCCAUCAGAUCUAUGUGGUUUCAUGUUGUAACUAUAGUGCUGUUGGUGGAAAGACAUUUUGAUAUUGUUGACGCCUGAGGACUCACUGCACAGAGAGAUUCACAAACAUGGACCUGUGUUAUUGUGCAGUUUAAAUCGGCUACAUUUCAGUCCUCGAUGAAGUGACUCUUUGACCACCUUUUCAAUACACAGACAAAUUCCUUUUCCUUUGCUUAUGAACUAAACUUGACAAUCAAUGAAAAAAACAAAAUAUAUUUUAAGUAACAGUUCAGCUUAUUUGCCUUUGUCUGGUGUAAAGUUAGAUGAGAAGAUUGAUACCACUCUCAUAUCUGUCCGUUAAAUAUAAAGCUACAGCCAGCAGCCAGUUAGCUUAGCACAAACAGUGUAAACAGGGGGAAACAGCUAGCCUGGUUUGCCAGAACUUCCAAAACUCAAGAAUUAACAUGUGAUAUCUUGUUUGUUUAAUCUGUACCAAAACGGAUGUGUAAAAACAAUACUUUCAGGGUUUUUUUAUGGGUUGGGUAAGUGCCAGGCUAUUUCUUUGCUGGGAAAAGUAACUUCCUGGAGUCUGCGCGAGUUUCCAACUACUCGGAGGUAAGUAAAAGAAGCCAGAAGAGACGCCGUCUCGCUAGCCUUAGCAUCAGCUAACUAGCGAUUGAAAAGCCAAAAAAAUAAAUAAACAGACGCCUCAGAAAUCAUACUGAAAACACUUGGUUGGUUACAGUCAUAGGCUAAUAUUAUAGUUCAGUUUGUAGUUCUCGCUAGAUUUUCAAAAAUCUAAGUGAGAAAACUACUAAAAACUUUUAAAAACGUAUAUUUGUUUACAAAUUCGGCUUGUUUGUCCGCCAUCUUCACCAGUGUUCGAAAGCUACGCCGGCUGCGCUGCUUUAUGGGUAAUAGUCAGCAUCAAGUCACCAUUGAUGCUUCCUUCAAAACUGGCCGUUACUGGGGCAGCCUGAAGGCAUCUCAGGAGACAGGAAGAGAUCGCUCGAGCCGUUUCAAACAGCACUCGAUGCCUCGCUCUCCUGUUAGACACCUUCUGAGACAGCAGUUUAGCCCGUUUCGAGCACAGCCCCUGUUUCCAGUCUUUGUGCUAAGCUAAGCUAACUGUCUCCUGGCUGUGGCUUCAUAUUUACUGUACAGACAUGAGAGUGGUAUCACUCUUCCUAUCCGACUCUUGACGAGAAAGCUUAUAAGCGGCAAUUUUUUUCAAAAAUGUGUAACUAUACCUUUAAAAACCUGAUAACAUUACGCUUCAAGUACUUUUGCAGCACGUUAACAUGAUUCAGUAUAUGUUACACUUUCUUGUGAUCUUUGUAUCGAUGCAGUUAUUUUGCUGUCAAGGUACUUACUGCAUUGCAUUUGUGUGAUUUGAAGUUUUGUAAAAAAGGCAAAAUAAUGCACUCUAUUAAAAUCAAACAUGUAAAAAAUAUGUAAAUCCCAAACACUGAUUAUGAUAUUGACUUUGUCCUUAUUUCUUCUUUUUUUGUUUUUAAAAAAAAAUACAACUGAAACUCAUCUCCUCUGUUUGGUGUUGUGAGGCUUUGAGGUUCACUGUGACCUGUUAGUUGCUAGUUUUAUCGUCUUUUUCAGCUUAAAACGACUUUAUACUUUAUUAGGCAAAAGAUAUUUUAAUAAUUUCUUUUGGUGGUUCAUGACAAUUUAAUGGCCAAACAUACAGAAAUUAAACUCUAGAAAAAUAUUAUGUAUGGGA
This is a messenger RNA of Micropterus salmoides (largemouth bass), 3330 nucleotides long. RefSeq names its product gamma-aminobutyric acid receptor subunit rho-1-like. Gene Ontology annotation, molecular function: GABA-A receptor activity; neurotransmitter receptor activity; extracellular ligand-gated monoatomic ion channel activity. Bases 57 to 1430 code for a protein of 457 amino acids. The record is from RefSeq and is a predicted model, not a curated record. NCBI's taxonomy places the organism in Eukaryota, Metazoa, Chordata, Actinopteri, Centrarchiformes, Centrarchidae. Gene Ontology annotation, cellular component: GABA-A receptor complex; neuron projection; synapse. The transcript is spliced from 10 exons. Gene Ontology annotation, biological process: regulation of membrane potential; nervous system process; signal transduction.